AAGAAGUAUACUAUAAUGGACAGAGUUAAGGCAGAAUGUUACCAGAACAACUUAAGACGCACAGGCCCAUCAGUUCGAUCCACUAAUCGAAAGUUUAAUGACGACCAGCAUUUAGGGUCGUCAGAAAACCACCAUUCGAGCGGAGGAAACAACAAAGCACGGUCAAAACGACCUAUUGGCAGACAAUCCCAGCCCGGUAGUGGUGAUACUACCAGACCAUUGCCUUGUCCGCAGUCCUUGUGGCGUGGCGUGCCGAACAGAGUCCUAAUCGUUUACGGAUUGGAAAGAAUGAACGUCAAUUGCGAUAAGGUUUUUAAUUUGUUUUGUAUUUACGGAAAUGUUACAGCAGUGAAGAUUUUGAACGGAAACCAAGUACUCGUCGAACUGCAGGACGUCGAGGCUGCUAAGAGAUGUGUGUCCAAGUUGAACUUGAUUCGGUUGGAUAAAACUACAAAUCUAAAAGUCAAGUAUUCGAAACAUUCCUAUAUUAAUGAUCAUGGAACGUCGAGAACCUUAUCAGACGGUACGCCAGCUAAGAAAAUUUACCUGAAAAGCAAGUUCAACCGAUUUGUCGAAAAAGAGAUGAAAUACGCAGAUCAACGACGUAUCGCGACCCCGUCAAAAAUUUUACAUUUUUAUAAUGCACCGUUGGAUAUUUGCGCUAAAAAGAUGCAUAAAGUGGUGACGGACGCCCUUGGUUCCAUGGACGCAAUAAGAUCCAUAACCAUUUUGCCUAAGAAACGUCCAGAUGCCAAAUGUUCAACUGGCCUGAUUGAAAUGAAAAGCAACGAAUUGGCGGUAAAAACGAUUAUUUUGUUGAAUCACAUGCCACUUGAAUCAUCAA
This is a messenger RNA of Sipha flava (yellow sugarcane aphid), 844 nucleotides long. Its product is annotated as heterogeneous nuclear ribonucleoprotein L-like. The record is from RefSeq and is a predicted model, not a curated record. NCBI's taxonomy places the organism in Eukaryota, Metazoa, Arthropoda, Insecta, Hemiptera, Aphididae. Gene Ontology annotation, biological process: regulation of RNA splicing. Gene Ontology annotation, cellular component: nucleus. Gene Ontology annotation, molecular function: mRNA binding. The transcript is spliced from 5 exons. The annotation marks the transcript as partial.